AUGCCACCAAAUGAGGAGGUAGUGUCUACUUCGCCUUUAAAUAUAUAUGUGAUACGACCUACAGGGAUGGCCCCCACAGGGGCAAUACCUAAAAACUUGGACGAAAUGUCCAAGAAAUCCGAAGAUGAGGACUUAAAGAAAACAAACAAAAGACUUCUCAAGCAAGUAGAAAACCUCACAACCCAGGUGGCUAAUUUAACAGCCCAAGUAGCUACUCUCCUAGCUCUCCUAGGAGACAACAAAAAGCGAAUAAUUAACAACGAAAAACCAGCCGAGGAAGUCAUCACCGAGGCAAUGGCUACCGAAUUACCAAACAGCGAAGACGAGUAUCACGAAAAACCCGUAAAAGGGGCCGAAAAUCCACAAGUGGCGCUGGGAAUAUCUAAUCGUCCGAGGAAGACGACACCAAUGGAUGAAAGUGCUACAGUCGAAAAUACGGGACGCUUGGGUGCGAGUAAGGGGUUGAAUCGGCCGGUAAACGGUCGAGCCUCCGAGGCAUGUAAGCUACCGAUAUUUAAGACUGUAACGCCAACGGCGACGAAAUCAAAGGACGAUGAAUUCCCACCGCUACCACCUAGGACUCCGCAAAUACCGAUUAUGACGAAAACCGAUAAGACAAAAGUACCGCCUACACAUGCACCAGGAGGUACUGAACCUGCGAAAGCGACAGCCGACGUGGUUAUUACAGGGCGUGAUGAAACCCUUAACGCCAUGGCCGAGCCGAAACAGACUAAAGUACCACCGGUGGUAGUGGAAAGCGGUGCCAAAAACUGGCCAGAAAUAAGACGUGGCCUAGUAGAAAGGGGUAUCCCUUUCACUAAAGCCGCUACACGCAACGAAGAAUUGAAAAUCUGGCCAGCAACCUCAGAUGCGUACAGGGCCACGACAAAGUACCUGGACGAAAAGAAAGCCAAAUACCACACAUACAGGCUAGAAGAUGAAAAAUGCCACAAAGCGGUCAUCCGAGGACUCCCUAAGGAAAGCGAGUCGCAAAUGGGUUUGCCCGACUUAGAAUUGAAGCAGGAUGUACUAACACAUUGGAAUUCCACGUAUAUCAUGCUGUUAAGAAUAAUUUCCAUUAAAAAAGCGGUUGUGGGACUUUUGGCCGUAGAUGAAUCCCAACUGAGUACUUUGUCACCUUCCAACUGUGAAAUUCCAGAAAAAUCAGUAGAUGUACUAGAACUGUUUUUGUGA
This is a messenger RNA of Psylliodes chrysocephalus, 1194 nucleotides long. NCBI's taxonomy places the organism in Eukaryota, Metazoa, Arthropoda, Insecta, Coleoptera, Chrysomelidae. The record is from the annotation of a GenBank genome assembly.